Molecule: messenger RNA, 4069 nt
Organism: Durio zibethinus
Lineage: Eukaryota; Viridiplantae; Streptophyta; Magnoliopsida; Malvales; Malvaceae
Source: RefSeq, a predicted model, not a curated record
UUCCACCUGCUAGCUCAACUGUUUUCAAAAUCUUCUCUGCUCUCAGUUUUCUUCUAAUUUCUUGCAAGAACACAAAACAAACAUGUCUUUGCUUGGAGCACUGUCCGCUAUACGAGAAGUUGCUAUUUCUAAGUUUUUUGACUUUCUCCUAGAUAAAUUGGUGUCUUUUGAGUUUUUGCAAUUUGUCAGUGAACAGCAUAUUCAAGAAGAGCUCGAGAAGUUAAAGAAAGAAUUGCUGGAGAUUCGUGCACUGCUUGAUGAUGCCGAGGAGAGGCAGUUAAAAGAUCAAUCUGUGGAAUUUUGGUUGUCGGACCUCCUAAACUUGGCAUAUGAUGUGGAUGACAUUGUAGACGAGCUUGAAACCGAAACUUCAAGGCGCAAUUUGAUGUUGGAAUGUCGUGGUAGCUCAAGUAAGAAACCCAAACUCAUUUCUGACUCAUUCAAUGUUGUUAUGUUUAACAGGGGCAUGGCGUCAAAGAUAAAAGAUAUCUCUGCCAAAUUGAAAAAUUUAGAGCCUCAAAAAAAUCAGUUACAACUGAGAAUGAUUGACUGCUCGAAAUCCAACAGAAUGAAAGAAAGGCAGCAACCUACUUCUCUGCAGAUUGAAACUCAUGUAUAUGGCAGAGACAAAGACAAGGAAGCAAUACUUGAAUUGGUCUUCAAGAGUGAUGAUGAAGGAAAUUUUGUGAUUCCCAUCGUUGGCAUGGGAGGGAUCGAUAAGACAACCUUAGCCCAGCUUGUUUACAAUGAUGCUACUAUUCAAAAUCAUUUUGAUAUCAAAGCAUGGGUUUGUGUUUCUGAUGAUUUUGAUGUCACUAGAAUAACAAAAGCAAUUUUUCAAUCAGUAACUUCUGAGCCAUGCAAUGACGAUGAUUUGAAUUCACUUCAAGAAAAAUUAAAGAAGAAGUUGUCAGAGAAAAAAUUUUUGAUUGUUUUGGAUGAUGUUUGGAAUGAGAAUUAUCAUAAUUGGACCAUUUUACAAUCUCCAUUUCUAACAAGGACUCCAGGAAGCAAAAUUAUCGUGACAACAAGAAGUUUUGCUGUUUCAUCUACAGUGGGUGCUUCUCUUGCUCAUUCUUUACAAGUUUUGUCAGAAGAUGAUUGUUUGUCUGUGUUUGCUCAACAUGCAUUGGGAGCCAUAGAUUUUGGAGGACAUCCAAAUCUAAAAGAAGUUGCUGAGAAAAUAGUGAGGAAGUGCGACGGCUUGCCUUUGGCUGCCAAAACCCUUGGAGGCUUGCCGCGUGAUGAAUUUCAAGAGAGAGAAAAUAACUUGUUAUGGAAGGCAGAAGGCUUUUUACAAGAAGCAAGGGAUAAACAUAGCAUUGAAGCUCUAGGCCACAAGUAUUUUGGAGAUCUAGUAUCAAGGUCUCUUUUGCAAAUAUCAAAUAAAGAUAGAUCUCGAUUUGUUAUGCAUGACCUCAUCAGUGAUUUGGCUCAAUCAGUUGCUGGAGAAAAAUGCUUCAGAAUAGAGGGUGAUCGGCAAAUCUCAAAGCACACUCGCCACUUAUCUUACAUUGGUGGCAAGUAUGAUGGCAUCAAAAAAUUUAAGGGUAUUAGUGAAGCACAACAUUUACGUACCUUUUUGCCAUUUAGGCUGUCAAAUGAUAAAAUUGGCUAUGUAACCUAUAAUGUUUUAUCACAGUUGUUGCCAAAUUUGAGAUGCCUCAGGGUGCUUUCUUUGGGAGGGUAUCAAAUCGUAAAGUUGCCAAUUUUUAUUGGAGAUUUAAAACACUUGCGAUACUUAGAUUUCUCUUACACUCUUAUUAAAAGCUUGCCCGAGUCAAUAAGUACUCUUUAUAAUUUAGAAACCCUUUUAUUAAGGGAGUGUCAGAAACUUGAGAAGCUACCAUCAGAGAUGGAAAACCUAGUCAACCUAUGUUUUCUUGAUAUCACCGGUGCAUAUAGAUUAGAAGGCAUUUUUAGUAAUUUUGGCACAAUAGCUGAUCUUCAAACACUGUCCAAUUUUGCUUUGUAUGAAGGCAAUGGAAGUCAAAUAAGGGAGUUAGAGGAUUUAUCAAAUCUCAAGGGUCAACUUUGUAUUUCAGGGUUAGAGAAUCUUGUUGAAACUCAAGAUGCUUGGAAGGUUAAGUUAGAUGAUAAGCCAGGAUUGGAUAAGUUAGAAUUGAAGUGGAGCCGAUGCUUUGAGAAUAGUAGAAAAGAAAUUGAGAAAAAAGUGUUGGAUUUGCUUCAACCUCCCAAAAAGCUUAAGGAGCUUGUCCUCGGGUACUAUUGUGGUGUGAGGUUGGCGGAAUGGAUAGCAAAUUCUUCAAUCAACAAUUUACUAUCUUUAUACCUUGAAAAUUGUCCAAAUUGCACAUCAUUGCCAUCAAUCGGGCAAUUGCCAUUGCUGGAAAAAUUACCCGUCAAGGGAUUGCACAAUGUAACUAGUGUGGGAGUUGAGUUCUUUGGAGAAAAAACACCUGAUGCAUUUCGUUCAUUGGACAGUUUAGAAUUUGAAGACAUGCCUAAAUGGGAGAACUGGAACUUUUGUGAAGUUGACGAGGAAGCUAGAAAAUUCCCAAGACUUCGUUUACUCCUUAUUCAAAAUUGCCCGAAGCUGUUGGGAAGUAUACCAGAAAAUCUCCCUUGCCUGGAGAAACUUGUGAUUUUUAACUGUGAAAAAUUGGUGAUUUCAAUUCAAAGCCUUCCAAUGCUUUCAGAAUUAAAAAUUCAUAGGUGCCACCAGGUAGUGUAUAAAGGUUUUGCAGAUGAUAGAUCAUUAAGAAGUGUUUAUUUUUCAAAGAUUCCCAAGUUUACUUGUGCAGCAGAUUGGUUAAUGUUAGGGUCAACAAAAGUGGAAUCACUUGAGAUUGAUGAUUGCGAGGAGUUGUGCUCUUUGCGAGAGAACAAUUGGGGAUUGCUAACUCAGUCGAUGUCCCUUGUCUAUUUGACAAUUCGAAACUGGCCGCAACUUGUCUCCAUAGGGGCAGAAGAGGAAAAAGAAGAAUUGAUGCAAUUAAAGAUCCCUGGUAGCAUAGAGCAAAUGAGAAUAGAGAACUGUGAAAGGCUAGAAAAGCUAUCAACACGCUUGCACUACAUCACAUCGCUUAGGGUGCUAGAGCUUUUGUCUUGUCCAAAGCUGAUUUCCCUUUCAAAGAGCAAUUUGCCUUUGCAUUUGAAAAGGCUAGUGAUUAACAAAUGUGAAAAUUUGCAGCGUUUAUUGUUGGACGAGGGAGAGAAUGUCAAUUCUAUAAGUGCAUGUCUUCUUGAGCAGUUGGAUGUUCGCAAUUGUCCAUGCCUUGUAUCUUUAUCAUCAAGGGGGGAGUUACCAACGAGGCUUAAACAACUGAGAAUAUGGUGUUGUGCAAAGCUAGAGUCCAUAGCACAAGAAAUUCAAGAUAGCUCUUCUCUUGAAUAUAUUCAGAUCGUUGAGUGUUGUAAUAUUAAGUAUUUACCUCAAGGAUUGAACAAACUCAGCCAUCUCCGGAACAUACAUGUAAGUGAUUGUUCAAAUUUGGUUUCCUUUCCGAAAAGUGGUUUGAUCACCCCAAACCUGAAAGUGCUUAGCCUCGGAUUUUGUCAAAAACUCCAAUCUCUGCCGGACGGUAUGCACAACCUCAACUGUCUAGAAGAAUUAAAAAUAACAAAUUGCUCAAGUUUGACAUGCUUCCCAGAAGAGGGCAUUCCUACUAAUCUCCGAGAACUUGUCAUCGAAGGACCCAAUAUCUGUAAGCCACUAAUUAAAUGGGGAUUGCAUAGACUCGCUUCUCUUGAAAUUCUCUCCAUACAAAAUGGGUGUCCAGAUGCAGAGUCAUUUCCACAAGAGGAGAUAGGAAUGAUGCUGCCCUGCUCUCUCACCAGACUCGAUAUCUUCAAUUUACCAAAACUACAAAUCCUAUCCUCCAAGGGCUUUCAGUACCUCCCGUGUCUGGAGUACUUGUCCAUCGGACAUUGCCCAAACCUCAAGUCUCUUCCAGAAAAGAACAUGCUUUCUUCGCUUUUGCGGCUGGAUAUUUGGAAUUGUCCACUGCUAAAUGAACGGUUCGAAAAGAAAGGACCAGAGUGGUCCAAGAUAGCCCAUAUACCUUGUGUGCAAAUUGAUGACAGAUACAUCUAUGAUUCCAGCUAA